UACUAUGUGUCCAAAAACAAGUUGGGAAACGGCACCUUCUCAUCCGUAUAUGAAUGUAAGAAUAAAUUCACAGGGCUGCACUAUGCAGCCAAGAUGUACAAAAAACGCAUGGUCCAUGGAUUAGAGAUGAUGUUACAAAAUGAGUUUCAAGUUCUUAAGAGGAUCUCGAGGAGCCAUCGAAACAUACUCGCCUUGGUUGAUUAUUUUGAGACGUCCGAUAAAUUGUACCUAAUCACAGAUAUCGCCCUCGGAGGCGAGCUUUUUGAUAGAAUUGUCAAGUCUAAUCGAGGAAUGGUCGAACCAGAAAUUAAAGAAAUAACAACGACGAUCGUUUCAACUGUAGAAUAUUUGCACUCCUGCAAUAUAGUUCACAGAGACUUAAAGACUGAGAACAUUUUGUUUCAGUCGAGGGACACAAGCAAUGGUAGCGACAUACUAUUGGCAGACUUUGGCCUCGCAAGAAUACUCCAAACGGGUGAGAAACUCUAUGACAGGUCAGGAACUCUUAGCUAUAUGGCCCCAGAGAUGAUCAACCGCGUGGGGUACACCAAGUCGGUUGAUGUUUGGGCUAUUGGCGUCAUAGUUUACUUUAUGCUGUGUGGUUACUUCCCCUUCGAUUGCGAAACAGAUCAAGAGACUAUGGAAGCUAUCCGCAAUGUUGAGUACCAAUUUGAGCCCGUUGACUACUGGAAUAAUAAGUCUCCCGAAUUAAAGGACUUCAUACGAACGUGUUUGCAAAAGUACAAUAGACAAUCCUGUCAGGAACUACUUAGGCACCCCUUUUUAUCUGAUGCUGUUACAGAACUGCCUACGACGUUGCUGAGUUUGAGUCAACAACUAAGAGACUCUGUUUCACAGCUCGAACACUUCAAAACACAAGAAAAUAGCGAAGGCAGUUCAGGAUUAUCUUCACAAAGUAUGUCUCUUGCUGCCAGUAGCAAUGGCUUAUCGUCCAAACUAUCAUUUAUCGAAAAAUCAAGAAUCGACUCUCUUAUAGCGGGAGUCACUCUACAGGGGGCUUGUUGCGAGACGCCUGAGCAAGUUUCGUGCUUCAAUACUCCGCUCACAUCAGCUUCGGUUUCCAGG
Molecule: messenger RNA, 1086 nt
Organism: Scheffersomyces stipitis CBS 6054
Lineage: Eukaryota; Fungi; Ascomycota; Pichiomycetes; Serinales; Debaryomycetaceae
Gene: CMK1
Product: protein kinase
Exons: 2
Biological process (GO): protein phosphorylation; cellular response to oxidative stress
Molecular function (GO): calcium/calmodulin-dependent protein kinase activity; ATP binding; calmodulin binding
Source: RefSeq, a predicted model, not a curated record